ACCUGUAAUUUACAUAAUGUCGGUGUCGCUAGUCUCAGUUGCUAACCGCCAUCUUUGUAAUCUUUUGAGCCGUAGAGAGAACCGUAGAUAUUUUCCUCUUCCAUUUUUUUGUGCGCUUCCAGGAGCAGUAAAAUAUCCAAUGUUAGACAGAUGUAAUUAAACACAAUGAUCGCAGGUGGUUUUUAAUUGUAACCGUUCAUUGUGACGCGUUUCUGACCUGUUAAUUUAAUUUGUUUCUAGUGAGGUGGAUUUCAGCACAGUCCAGGAUUAUUUUGACACAGGAUUAAAUUGACAUUAUUUUCUAAGAUGGGCAUUGGAAGUUUGUUUAUUUACCUCAAAGUGUUUCUUGUGGCUGUUGGGGUCAGGGGUCAGUCUGACUUCAUGUGUCCCCCCAACCGACAGAUGGGCUUGUGUGACCCCGUGGCCACGCCCUGCUAUGGCGACUCGGACUGUCUCAACGGUGAGAUCUGCUGCCCACACGCCUGUAGUCGAGUCUGUAAGCCCCGGGCCACAAGCCAGCCCACGCUCAGAUCGGCACGGAGGGAGGAGAUACCCGACCUACUCAACGACCCCCGGGUCUAUAUAGGCCAGUGCCCUGACGCCAGUUGUUUCGCCCUGUUUGGUGGGGGACCCAACGAGUGCAGCACGUCCAACCUGUGCCCCAGCAGCCAGUACUGCUGUCAUGACGGCUGCAAGAACGUCUGUCUCCUCAAGCCUGAGUACGCGGCUCUAGCGGCACAGCAGGAGGCUAAGCAGCGGUACCAGCAGCAGGUCAUGUUACAGAAACAGCAAGAAGAAAUGAGACGGCGACAAAACGAACUAUACCAACAACAACAGCGGCAAAUGAUGGCCGCAGAGCAAGCUAGACAGCAAGCACAAGCAAGGGCCGCAGCAGAUGCUGAACUGGCAGCCCAACAAAGUAGGCUGCAGGCACAGGCACAGGCAAGGGCUGCGGCAGAGGCAGAAUUAGCAGCCCAACAAGCUAGACAGCAAGCACAAGCAAGAGCCGCAGCAGAGGCAGAAUUAGCAGCCCAACAAAAUAGGCAACAGGCACAGGCAAGGGCCGCGGCAGAAGCAGAAUUAGCAGCCCAGGCUCGGGCCACAUAUGAAGCUGACCAGAAAGCCAAAGCUGAAGCCGAGGCUAAAGCAUCUGCUAAACUACAGAGGGAGAUGGCCCAAAACCAAGCCCAAGCGCUUCUCCAAGAACAACAAAGGUCCCAGCCUACGCCACCGCCCAACCCCUCACAGUCCAGUUUCCUGGACAACUUUGUUGAGACGCCCCAGAAUCCCCCCGCCUCGGCCAAGCCCGGCAACGUCUACUCCCAGCCCAAGUGGCCGUACACAGACACGGGGGCCGGGUCUCCACAAGGUGCUGGCGGCGAUGGCCCAGGGGGAGUGGUCAAGUCUCUCAACUCGCCAGCCAACUACAACCCCUACAGCAUCCCGCCUCAGCAGAACACCUACAACAAAAACGACGAGGUGAUUUCCAUUCUGUUGAACCAGCGACCAUACCCCCAGUCCAGCUACCCCAACGCCCCAUCCACCGCAUACAACCCCCAGUCCAACUACCCCAACGCCCCACCCACCGCAUACAACCCCCAGUCCAACUACCCCAACGCCCCAUCCACCUCAUACAACCCCCAGUCCAGCUACCCCAACGCCCCAUCCACCGCAUACAACCCCCAGUCCAACUACCCCAACGCCCCAUCCACCUCAUACAACCCCCAGUCCAACUACCCCAACGCCCCAUCCACGUCAUACAACCCCCAGUCAAGCUACCCCAACGCCCCAUCCACCUCAUACAACCCCCAGUCCAGCUACCCCAACGCCCAAUCCAACAACUAUGACUCCCCUGGCUACUACCAGAACGCCCCCUCCGUUGUCCAUAAUGUCCCAACAACACCCCAGAACUUCGGCCCGCGCCCCCAGAGUGCCGUGGCGCCCCUAUUGAUGUACCACCUGAUGCAGGCUGUUGCUUGAGGUCCAUGUUUUACAAUGUGUUGUUGAUCUUUAUAAUAUAUUACAGUCAAAUAUUUAAAUACUAAUUGUACGAUUUCUAACACUUUGUCUAAUAUCGGUCGCAGCGUUUAUUUAUUAAAAUCCUAAGAUAAAAAAUUAUUUUGUUUCGUUUUCGACCUGUUGUUGUUCAGCACACUAUAGGGGAGACAACCUACCACAGUAGACUACAAGUGCGAGUAAUCUGUCUUGAAUCUAAAAUGUCACACAUUUUCUCAUAUUACCUGAAGUUUAAACGUUAAUUAAUGCUUUUAAAAAAGACCUAUGAAGCUAUUGAAACAUAAAUAAUUAGGUGCCACAUAAUUAAUGCUUUUGUUUCAACUGUUUGUAACGGGUUAUUAAGAAAAAAAAAGUUGUUUGCAAUAAACUAUUAUAAAUUGUCA
Molecule: messenger RNA, 2399 nt
Organism: Physella acuta
Lineage: Eukaryota; Metazoa; Mollusca; Gastropoda; Physidae
Product: mediator of RNA polymerase II transcription subunit 15
Cellular component (GO): extracellular region
Molecular function (GO): peptidase inhibitor activity
Source: RefSeq, a predicted model, not a curated record